AUGUUGAGUGAUGAGAUCAGGCCAUUGUUCCUAGAGAUGCAGAGGAUUGGUGACCGUGAUGAGUUGGAUGCUCGCAAUUCAGCAGACAGGCCUGAAACAGUCUUCGAGGCUUGCACCAGACUGUUCAAUGACCCUGAAAAAGAAGUGUUCUCUCAGUGCUUGCCAGACUUACAUUUUACUUUUGCUGAAGUUCUCGAUUGUUCUCUGGAGAAGAUGCCGGGGCUGGUGACACCAGACGAAGUGAAGCGCCGCUGGGGUGACUGUCGUGCCAAGCUGAUCAAGAUGAUUGCAAAGUGGGAGCUCAGUGGAAAUGGUUUCGGUCAACGUUCGGUAGGAGAUGAUGCUUUUGGUCACAUGGGAGAGGACAACAUGGAGUGUGGCGACAACAGGGCAAACUUCUUGGAUUCCCAAACCAAGGAACACAUCCUGUAUCUUUGGCAUGUUUCCGAUGAGCAGCAGGUCCUCAAGAACGUGAUGUGUGUCAUCGCUGAAUCUUCCGCGGCUUCUUCUGAAGUUUGUUCUUCGGUUGCCGGAACAGACCAAGCCACUGCUGCCCGCAAAAGAAGAGUCGACGAAAGGGCCCUUGGAUUCUUCCGUGCCAAGAUGAGUCUUGCAAUGCAUACAAUGUCCCGUGCUGCCAUCUUCAAGGAACUCCGCGAGACACAGGAAAAGCUUUUCGAGGCUCAACUCAGAGUCAUGGAGGUCACCAGCAUCGAACUGAGCCAGCUCUGGAUGGGUAGAGUCAGUUAUCUCGAAGCCCAAGUUGAGGCGGUGAAGGAAUGCUUGAACAGUUGGCUAUCGAGGAAUCGCUCAAUCCUCCUAAGAAGAAGAAGAAGGCUGUUGCUUCUAAUGCGCACGAGCUGCACUUGA
Seminavis robusta is the source of this 870-nucleotide messenger RNA. Lineage: Eukaryota; Bacillariophyta; Bacillariophyceae; Naviculales; Naviculaceae. The record is from the annotation of a GenBank genome assembly.